This is a messenger RNA of Athalia rosae (coleseed sawfly), 1209 nucleotides long. Its product is annotated as phospholipase A1 VesT1.02-like. The transcript has 7 exons. The record is from RefSeq and is a predicted model, not a curated record. Lineage: Eukaryota; Metazoa; Arthropoda; Insecta; Hymenoptera; Athaliidae. Gene Ontology annotation, molecular function: lipase activity. The coding region runs from base 11 to 1126 and encodes 371 amino acids. Gene Ontology annotation, biological process: lipid metabolic process.
CGAUACGAAUAUGUUCAUCAUUCGAAUGAUAAAUAAUGAUUUAUCUCUGAUAUAUAAGUGUGGACUAAAAAGAUUAGAGUAUAAAUUGACACUCAACGCUGACGAUAUUCGAACCAUGAAGCUCGUCUUGGGGGUGACUCUUGCUAUCCUAGCCUUGGCUCAUGCCGGGGUUCUUCGUGAAGCUGACCACGAGUACAUGUACAUUCCUGACGACCAGGGUGUCGCACAUCUCGUUGACUUGCUCGAGAAGGGUGAAGACUUGACAGGAUUAUCUUCGGGAGACGAAGUUUUUACCCGCAAUGUUAAAACGAUAACAUUCAAUCUCUUUACACGGAAAAAUCCGACCGCAGGUCAAAAUCUGACCUUGAACUCUAUGACCAGCGUUCGCGAAAGUAACUUCCAUAAUAAUCGACCUACUAGAUUCAUAACUCACGGAUGGCGGUCCAGUCAGUUUUCAGAUAUCUGUGUCGUGAUCCGCGAUGCCUACUUGUCCAAGGGCGAUUACAAUGUCAUUGUCGUUGACUGGAGUUCAAUCGCUGGGUCAUUUUACAUCAGUGCAGCUCCCAGCGUUCCGGGUGUCGCAAACGGAGUAGCUCUAAUGAUAAACUUCCUUAGCGCGAAUGCUGGACUCAACCUCGAAACUACAAAACUCAUCGGACACUCUCUAGGUGCUCACGUUGCUGGAAUUGCUGCUCGAACGGCUCUCGGAACAAUUGAUGCUGUCAUCGCUCUUGAUCCGGCACUUCCACUUUUCAAUAACGCCGAACCUGGCAGCAGAGUCCAUCGCACAGACGCUGCUCACGUCCAGGUGAUUCAUACAAACGGAGGAUUCCUCGGAAUUAUGGAUGCCAUUGGCGACACUGACUUCUAUCCAAAUGGUGGAAGUAGCCAGCCCGGAUGUGGUCUCGAUCUCGUAGGAUCCUGCGCUCAUUCUCGCUCCUACCUUUACUUUGCUGAAUCGAUCCUAAACCCGACUGGAUUUCCUGGUACCGCACAACGUACUUCAGUCUUUAAAGCCCUUGAUCCGAAUCACCGUGUAUACAUGGGCGAAAGGACUUUUGAUAAAGAUGCCUAUGGCAACUUUCACCUACGUACCGCUAGGCAGGCUCCCUUUGCUCUGGGAUAACAUGACGUUUAUCGAAGUAAUAUCCAAUUGUUAUAACACUCGACAAAUAACAAUGCAACAAUACUCGCUCGCCGAAUCAUGAA